This is a messenger RNA of Neltuma alba, 1942 nucleotides long. RefSeq names its product UDP-N-acetylglucosamine transferase subunit ALG13 homolog. Bases 401 to 934 code for a protein of 177 amino acids. The transcript has 4 exons. Gene Ontology annotation, molecular function: hexosyltransferase activity. Gene Ontology annotation, biological process: dolichol-linked oligosaccharide biosynthetic process. Gene Ontology annotation, cellular component: UDP-N-acetylglucosamine transferase complex. Lineage: Eukaryota; Viridiplantae; Streptophyta; Magnoliopsida; Fabales; Fabaceae. The record is from RefSeq and is a predicted model, not a curated record.
CGUGACGCAUCCCGUUUCCAGCUUCGAGACACCCCAAAUAACACUUUUCGUUUUCCUGGAUUUUUAAAAAAAUAAAAAAAGAGGCUUUCUCUUCGAUUUUUCAAUCAGGAGUUGUCGAUUCUGGGAGCUUCGAGGGUUGAUCAUUUGUUGUAAGAAUCUUGCAAAAUUUAAAAUGGUACGAAUUAUAGUACUUUCAAGGAAAAGUGGUGGAUAUGGAUACCUCGGUGCUUCUCAGUUCUUAGGGCUUCGAGGGGAGCUAUAAAACAAAAGGGAUAGAUCGAUCUUAGGAAAAGGGGAAGUCUCCUCGUGAUUAAGCGGAGCAACUGUCCUCAAAGUCGUUUGCUUCAAUUGAAAAUAUUUUUGCAACGCCUGAUUUUGGAGAAGAGAUCAAAUAGUCUAAAUGGAAGAUGGUGCAGGCGAUGAGAAGACAAGAAGGGUUGUUUUUGUAACUGUGGGGACGACUUCAUUUGAUACUCUUGUGAAAGCGGUGGAUUCUUCGACAGUCAAGCAAGAGUUAUUUACAAGAGGGUACACCCACCUCCUGGUUCAAAUGGGUCGCGGAUCUUAUGUUCCCACUAAGUCCGAAGGAGGUAGUUCGUUGGCUGUAGACUACUUCACCUUUUCCUCCAGCAUUGCCGACCAUCUCAAUUCAGCCUCUCUUGUCAUCAGUCACGCAGGCUCAGGCAGCAUAUUCGAGACGUUACGUCUGGGCAAGCCUUUAAUUGUGGUUGUGAAUGAAGAUUUGAUGGACAAUCAUCAAAGUGAACUCGCAGAAGAAUUGGCAGAUCAAAAACAUCUGUACUGUGCGCGUCCUCAAACUCUCCAUCAAACUGUAGCUGAUAUGGAUUUGAAUUCUCUUGUCCCUUACUCUCCAGGUGAUGCCACACCUGUGGCAAAGCUCAUAAAUAGGUUCCUCGGUUUUCCUGAUGAUUAACGAGUUAAAAAUAUGAUUCAUCUAACAGUUUUCUUUUUAGAAAAAACAUGAGAAUUAUAAAUCUCAGUUACCAGCCAACACAAGAAGCACUUGGGCGGGAUGGUUACAAUUGACAAAGCUCAACUCAAACGGUGUCAGUCUCACGCCUUGAGUGUGAGCAUACUUGUUGAAAACCAAGAAAGAUCAUAAUUGAUCUGGACAUACUAGAUAUGUGUCGUGACAAUGUUGCGCCAGACAUUAUAUUCAACUCAAAAGCUACAUGCGAGCUACGUGUUUAAGUUUGAAAAUAUGAAUGUUCUCUCCUCUGCAUAUAUCUCCUUGGGAUCCCUGAACUCAUUGAUAUCGGAAUCAUUUUUUUUUUUUGCGUGUGCAUCCAGUAUUUUGGGUCUACUCAUGGGGCCUAGGCUAAUCCAGAUUGAGCUGAGUGGGACCCUUUCGGGUGGUAAGCUCUACUACCGAGUAUUUAACGUUGCUGCAUUUCUAAGUUUGAACAUUAGACCUCUGGUUGAGCUGGAAUAAUUUUCUUACUAGUUGAUCUAAGCACUUGGUGGUAUUGGUAUAGGAAUCAUUGUGGAAGUCAAUUGUUUCAUGGUUAUCGCAUAAAUAAGACUCUUGAUGAGGAGAAAAUAGUUUGAAGUAGCGAAUGUAUUUGGUGCUGAUAACAAGCACUUAAAAAGUUAACAUUUGAAGUUUGGAUGCAAAUGUGGUGUUGUAAUGAAUGGAUGGGUGAAGCACAUGGCGUGUGACUGAUACGGGACAUGGGAUAUCUGAACGGAAAGCGAAGGUUGAAUGUGAAGUAUAUUGCAUAGUGGGUUCGGUUGUUGUGGUCCUGCUCCAUCUUGAAUAUAGCUUUCUGAUGGCCACAUGACGGGUGUGACUUUGAGCUCGCCAUUUUCAUGCCCUUUGCAUAAUGAAUACUGCUUUCCACCCCUGAUGUAAUAGCUACUUGGUGUCUUUCUUUGAGUGUAAAUAUAAAAUCUUAAUUUAUUUUGUUUCUCAUGCUUAUAA